Parnassius mnemosyne (clouded apollo) is the source of this 924-nucleotide messenger RNA. Lineage: Eukaryota; Metazoa; Arthropoda; Insecta; Lepidoptera; Papilionidae. The record is from the annotation of a GenBank genome assembly.
AUGGUGGUGAAACUUCGUGAUGCAGCUCUAGCGUACAAAACUCUCAAUGGAAUUGUUUGUAUAUACAAACCUCCAGGUGUACCUGUUCGACGAGUGCAACAAACGAUUAUAACUAAUCUUUGCAGAGAUUUAAAUGCGUUACCCGACAGACCUCAAGAGAAAAGAAUUGAAAUAGUAGGCGCGACCAAUGCCCCCAUGACUGUUAAGUUGGUUCCCAAUUAUGCUGAUGAUCCACUGAUCUGUGGUCCAAGAUAUAUUCAAGAUGACUUUAGGUGCAGUUGGGCUACACAUCUGGGAUUAUUUACAAGUGGAGUUUUGUUACUAGGCAUCAAUGAUGGUACAAGGCUAACAUACCACAUUAAUGUUGCUAGACCAACCAGAGCAUAUAAGGUUCAUGGCCAAUUAGGAAAAGCAACUGAUACCUAUUUCUGGAAUGGAAAGACAGUGGAGCGAUCUACAUUUAGCCAUGUAACAAGAGAAAAGAUUGAUAGAAUUGUGGCACAUAUGCAAUUGGCACAUCAGAAAACUAUGUUUGAAUUAUCUGGCCUUCACAUGGACUCUCAGGCCACAUAUGAAGUAGCUUCGCAGGGAUUAAUUAGGCCUGCCAAUAGUAAACUUCCAGUGAUAUAUGGAUUAAAGUGUGUCCAUUUUGAUCCUCCAAACUUCACAUUAGAAGUGCAAGCAGUAAAUGAAUAUGAUAAAUAUCUGUGGACAUUGGUACAUGAUCUUGGAAUACAGCUAAAGACAUCGGCGUAUUGCACUGGCUUGCAGUGCAUAAGACAGGGCAAGUUUGACUUGGAGUUGGCAUUGCUAAGAAAACAUUGGAAAAUUGAGUAUCUCAUAGACAAUAUGGACAGAUGCCGUCAGAUACUUGAAGAGAAUGAGACAUUGUUGAAGCCAAAGUCUGCACAAUUGUCUGUCUAG